This is a messenger RNA of Rotaria sp. Silwood1, 267 nucleotides long. The record is from the annotation of a GenBank genome assembly. NCBI's taxonomy places the organism in Eukaryota, Metazoa, Rotifera, Eurotatoria, Philodinida, Philodinidae.
AUGCUUAAUUUUGCUCAACAAUUAUUUGGAUCUGAUACAAAUAAAGAAUUUGCAAUGUUUGAUUCAUUUUAUGAACAUCCAGAUUUAAUGUUUCUUAAUGAUGCAACAGUGCAAUUAACAUGUAUAACAACAAGUCUUGAUGAUUAUCUUAGUCCAGAUAUAAUACAAUUAUUACAUCGUACUGAAUCACAAAUGUGUAAUAUAGCUUCAUAUCAUUUUAUAUCAUAUAACUUUUUCUUUUUUCUUAUAUUUUAUUUGUAUAAAUAA